AGUGCGGGAGGAGUCUUUGUUCAGUUUCAGAGCGAGCGCAGCUACAGCCUCGGAGCCGGAGAGAUCUCAAUGGGAGCAGGGACCAUGGCGCUCAACCUUAGCAAUAACAGACUUGCUUUACUCACAGCCUAUGAGGAUGUCAUCAACGAGAAGACCUCCACCGACUGGGCCCUGUACACUUACGAAGAUAACACUGACAAUCUGAAAUUAGCCGAUUCAGGAGCUGGCGGUCUGCAGGAAAUUGCCACAAAGUUUGACAACCAAAGUGUGAUGUAUGGAUUCUGCAGCAUCAAAGACUCUGGUUCUGGCCUGCCCAAAUAUGUCCUCAUCAAUUGGGUUGGUGAAGAUGUUGAUGACCAUCGAAAAUGUACAUGUGCCAGUCACGUGCCCACAAUUGCAGACUUUUUCCAGGGGGCAAAUGUUAUCGUUAAUGCCAGCAGCCCUGAGGAUGUAGACUCGACUGCUAUCCGUCAGAAGCUGACCAAUGGCACAAUGCACAUUUCGAGCCCAGUUUUGCGCCGACUCCACCUGAAAGAGGAUGAUGAGUUGUUGGCUCCAGUGGGCACGACAUACCAGAAGACCAACGCUGCAAUUGAAAUGAAGCGAAUCAACCGAGAAUUGUUCUGGGCACAGGCAAAGAGAGAGGAAGAGCUGAGGAAAGAAGAGGAGCGUAAGAAAUUGAUUGAAGAAAGAGAAAAAUUUGAGAAAGAGAGAAUGGAACAAGAGAAGAAAGAACAAGAAAAUAGAGAGCAAAGAUACAGAGAACGAGAGAAACAGAUAGAAGAGGAAAGGAAGAAACUGCAAAGCCUGGAAGUUGAUGAAAUCAAAUGUACAUCAAAGCAGAACAACAAUGGGGAAGUGCAGAAAGAGGAAAUGGAGGAAAACGAGGAUGAAGAGAACAAAGGGUCCAAGAUCAGCGAUUCUGCUGAGAAAGCAGCAGAAGCUGCGGCUCUUAUUGCACUGCGGGAUGGAAAUCCUAGAGAAUUCUUUAAGCAGCGGGAACGAGCCAUGACAACAAGUUUUGAAACUGUACAUUUUACAGGCCAAAGACCAGCUCACCAGACACAAUUUGAAUCUACCAGACUGGAAGAUGUAACGUCUUUCAACGCUCCUGAGUCGAGCAUCGUUGCAACACCAAUAUACGAGGAGAAUGAAGAGACUGAAGUGGAAGAGCUUCCAAAUUUAAUCCAGGAUACAGACAAGCCUGCACUUGACUUUCCAGAAGAACCGCCCAUUCAAUAUGAGGAGCCAGUGCCAGAAUGGAAUGUGCCAAACUAUACUGAGGAACCUGGUCUUGUAGAUAUAGACACUCCAAACCCUGUAUGGCCUGAGGCACCCAGCUUUGUACAUACUGAAGAUUCAGUACACAGUGAUCAGGCAGGCUUCAUAAGUACUGAGGAACAACAUCUUGUGGACAUUGGGAAUCCACAAAUGAAUGAGAAUUUUCCACAAGUGAAUGAGAAUUUGCUGGACUUUUGGGAGGCCAAUGGAACAGACCAGCUAUCAUCAAAAUCACACAGUGAGUCAGCAGAGAAGCCAUUGAUCUACACCAGUGCUGAGGAAACGGAACUGAUUUUAAAUAUGAAAAGCCCACCAUUGGAUGAGACUGCGUCAACAUGUGCAGACAUUGAAGCAAAUAGCCAACUGCUUGUGGACUUCCAGGAAUCAGCAGAGAAAUCUGCAGAGUUGGAGCCCACUGAACUAGAGCAACAACAACCACAGAGCUGUGUGGAAGCUGAGGAAGAUAAUUUGCUGUGUUUUGGUAGUAAUGAAGGUCUGCCAGCACCACCUCCAGACUGUCUUGAUUCACAGCAGUGGGAGAAUCUGCCGAGCCUCAUAGAACUGGAAGGGUCACAACAGAUGAGUGAAGACUACUGCUUUGGAAUACAGGAACUGCCCAAGCCCCAAGAUGCUGAGGCAGUUCAAGAUUUUUUCAACCAAUCACAGGAUGAAUAUAUUAAAGUCCAAUCACAUGUAGAGGAAAAUGCCAAUAAAAUACCAGAAAUUGAUAUUACCUAUUGCGACAAUGACACUGACACAGAUCCAGACCAUUCUCCUGCAGACUGAUCUCACUCGGCGUGAUGCUCUCCAGUAUGACAAUUAUGCUUCAAGUAAAUCAAAAAGACAAAAACUGCUAAGUUUUAAUUUUAGUCUGUGUUUACUAUUUUUAAUUGUAAUAAUUUGAAUGUAUUAUUUUCUAAAUUAACCUUAUUGUAUAUUAAUUCUACUCACAGCUGCUAGGUAUAGUGCUGAAGCUGAUAUUAUGUGACUAGCAGUGUUAACUAUCACCAAUUGCUUUUCAAGUACCAUUUUCAAAAGCACAAAUUUUGUGAAAUGCUAAUUGCUGUUGUAUGAAAAUAAACACUUUCUGAAAAUCCA
This is a messenger RNA of Carcharodon carcharias (great white shark), 2379 nucleotides long. It is a transcript of the gene dbn1, whose product is annotated as drebrin 1. Gene Ontology annotation, molecular function: actin filament binding. Lineage: Eukaryota; Metazoa; Chordata; Chondrichthyes; Lamniformes; Lamnidae. Gene Ontology annotation, biological process: regulation of actin filament polymerization; positive regulation of axon extension; neuron projection morphogenesis. Bases 70 to 2067 code for a protein of 665 amino acids. Gene Ontology annotation, cellular component: cortical actin cytoskeleton; site of polarized growth; actin filament. The record is from RefSeq and is a predicted model, not a curated record. The transcript has 14 exons.